CCUCAUCAAUCGAAGGUGGGCUGAUCCAAUUGGAUCCUGCUGAGCUCCGCAUCCCGGCCUUGCUAAACACGAGAAUGUUGUUCAGUGUAAAUGUAAUCAACACUACAGAUUUCUAUGUUGCUUUCCAUGCAUAUUGGAUUCAAAGGAUUGCUCCGCGGGACAUAAGAUCAAAAGAGAAAGGAAUCCUGCCACCUGGAUGCACUACAAAAAUAUUAAUCUCAUGGGCAACAAACCAAACUGAACUAGAUGCCAUGGAGCCCUCAGAAGAUUUAUUUGUGUGGAACCAUGUUGUGACUGAAGGUGUCGAAAGUGGAGACAUCAUUAGUUACAUGGUUGAGGAAGAAAGUAAGAAACUUCCCUUGAUUCUUACUAAGCCAAGCCCAUGUACCUCAAACGAGCUGAUCCAUUUUGACCCGCCUGAGCUACUGCAUCAAAGGCUUAACAUUCUUGACCCGGCUGUGGACCCGCCGACCCGAGCGCUGACACCGAGCGAGGUGAAGUACUGCAAGAAGGCGCUGAAGGCAUUCGACAAAAAGCUCAAGCAGCCGCUUGUCAUCUCCCGGGAGUUUAGAGACCUUACGGACCUAAGAAAAACGCUCCAGUCGACUCAGAAUUUUAAAGUGGCUCUAGAUCCUGAUAAUAGGAAAAGGAACCGCUUUACUGAUGUCAUUCCAUUUGAUGAAACCAGGAUAAGACUACGGUCCUCAACAGGCAAUGACUACAUCAAUGCAUGCCUUAUAAAGCAUUAUGGCAUAGAUCAAACUAAGUUCAUUUCUACUCAAGGACCCCUAGUCAAUACAUUAGAAGAUUUCUGGCAGAUGGUCGUUGAGAACAGCUGUCCUGUAAUUGUUAUGCUCGGCAGAUUUGACAAUAUUAAGUGUGAUGAGUAUCUUCCAUUGAGCAAGUGCCAAGGAAAUUACGGAAAAUUUAACAUUAAUAUCACAAAGGUCAGACAAGAUGGCCAAUUAAUUUUGCGCAGUGUGAAGGUGCAACAUAAUGAGUCACUUAAAAUGCAUAAUGUUCUCCACAUCCAGCACUCUACAUGGCCUGACCAUGGCGUGCCAAAUGAAACCAGUGAUGUACGGAACAUUCUAAAAAGAUUAUAUUACAUUCCGAAAGGGUACCAAAUAGUUGCACAUGGCAGUGCAGGCAUUGGGAGAACUGGUGCUUACAUCACCAUCCAUAAUGCAGUAGAGAGGGUAAUGCUUGGUGAACAAUCUGCUAUAGAUAUUGCAGCAACUGUCAAUAUGUUUAGAUCCCAGCGUCCUGGAAUGGUCCAAACAGAGGAGCAAUACAUGUUCUGCUAUCAGGCCAUUGCGGAUGAGCUGAAAGAUCUGACUAAAAUUUUUGGCACAUGGUCCGAGAGGAGUUUCUUCAAGAGACUCUUGUGA
Molecule: messenger RNA, 1391 nt
Organism: Lolium perenne
Lineage: Eukaryota; Viridiplantae; Streptophyta; Magnoliopsida; Poales; Poaceae
Source: RefSeq, a predicted model, not a curated record